AUUCACAACUCGCGACAUAAGGACAGUAGGACUAGGACACAAUAUUUAUGCGAAAAGUUUGACUCUUUUUCCAUCCAUCAUUUUUUUGACUGUUACACUGCAAUUAAAUUUUCUAUAGCCUCUACAUUGAGGUUGCCCAUUGAAGACAGAGAGCCAUGUUCAAUACAAGGAAGUCACGGUUCUGGCUUUCUCUUCUCAACCUCAUCUUCUCUUUACACUCCUAUCCUUCCCUUGCAGCUCUAACUACCAUCUCUGCAAACCAAUCUCUCUCUGGUGAUCAAACUCUAGUCUCUGAAGGGGGAAUCUUUGAAUUGGGUUUCUUCAAGACCGGUAAUUCCUCUAAUUAUUACAUAGGCAUAUGGUACAAAAAAAUCACCCAGCAAACAAUUGUUUGGGUAGCCAACAGAGACAACCCUGUCUCAGAUAAAAACACUGCAAUGUUAAAAAUAUCAGCUGGUAAUUUAGUUCUAUUAAAUAAGUCUUCAAAACAAGUUUGGUCAACAAACGUGAGUUCUCCUAAGUCAGGUUCUGUGGUAGCUAUGCUCUUAGAAUCUGGAAAUUUUGUUUUAGGAACUAAGCCUGAUGAUGAUGCAUUAGAUCUUCUAUGGCAGAGUUUUGAUCACCAAACAGAUACUUUUCUUCCAGGUGGAAAAAUUAAGCUGGACAUGAAAACAAAUCAGCCUCAAUAUCUUACUUCAUGGAAGAAUAAGGAAGAUCCUUCAACGGGUCUUUUCUCUUUGGAACUAGACCCAAAAGGAUCAACUUCAUAUCUUAUUCUUUGGAACAAGUCUGAACAGUAUUGGACAAGUGGACCUUGGAAUGGACAUAUUUUUACUCUUGUUCCCGAGAUGAGGUUAAAUUACAUCUACAAUUUUUCAUUUGUGUCAAACGAAAAUGAGAGCUAUUUCACUUACUCCUUGUAUAACCCUUCCAUUAUAUCUCGGCUUGUGAUAGAUGUGUCGGGGCAGAUUAAGCAAUUAUCAUGGUUGGAAAGUGCCCAAGAGUGGAACUUGUUUUGGUCGCAGCCAAGAAGACAGUGUGAGGUUUAUUCUUUCUGCGGUGCAUUUGGGAGCUGCUUUGAAAACUUCAAUCCUUAUUGUAGUUGUUUGAGAGGCUUUGAGCCAAAGUCAGUCUCUGAAUGGAAUCUGGGGGAUUUCUCAGGUGGGUGUAUCAGGAAAGAAAGUUUGCAAUGUGAGGGUUCCAGUCCCUCUAAUAGGGGUAAGGACAUGUUUCUUGCAAUCCCCAAUAUGGCGUUAUCUAAACAUGCAGAAUUUGUGGGUUUGGGAAAUGCAGCUGAAUGUGAAUUAACCUGCUUGGAAAACUGCUCCUGCACAGCUUAUGCAUAUAAUAGUAAUGGAUGUUCAAUUUGGAUUGGAGACCUCAUUAAUAUGCAACAAUUGUCUUCUGAUGAUAGUAGUGGACAAACUUUGUACCUCAAACUUGCAGCAUCAGAGAUUCGUGAUACUAGUAAACACCAUAAUGGGGUGGUGAUCAUGAUUGGUGGUGUUGUGGGCGCAGUUGUUGGCAUAGGGAUACUCUUGGCGCUUCUAUGGUUUGUCAUGCUUAGACGAAGAAAGAGAAUGCUUGUAAUGGGAAGGCUCUUGGAGGGUUUUAUGGUGGAAUUUGGGUACAGGGAUUUGCAAAACGCGACUAAUAAUUUCUCUGAGAAAUUGGGAGGAGGAGGUUUUGGUUCUGUUUUCAAAGGAGCGUUAACUGAUUCAAGUAUGGUGGCAGUGAAGAAGUUGGAGGGUGUUAGCCAAGGAGAGAGGCAGUUCAGAACAAAAGUGAGUACAGUAGGGACAAUGAAACAUGUUAAUCUUGUUCGCCUCCGUGGAUUCUGCUCAGAAGGUACCAAAAGGUUACUGGUUUAUGAUUACAUGCCAAAUCGUUCCUUGGAUUUCCAUUUGUUCCAGAACAAUAAUUCUGAGGUGUUGGAUUGGAAAAUGAGAUACCAAAUUGCUCUCGGAAUUGCAAGGGGUCUUACUUACCUUCACGAGAAAUGCGAAGACUGUAUCAUACACUGUGAUAUAAAGCCAGAAAACAUUCUCCUGGAUGCUGAUUUUUGUCCAAAAGUUGCCGACGUUGGCCUAGCUAUGCUAAUUGGACGGGGUUUUAGCAGGAUCCGUACAACAAUGAGAGGAACAAAAGGUUAUCUUGCCCCAGAGUGGUUAUCUAGGGUUGCUAUCACAUCCAAAGCUGACGUUUACAGCUAUGGAAUGAUGCUUUUUGAGGUUGUAUCUGGUAGGAGGAACUUUGGUCCAUCUGCAGAUGGCCAAGUUACUUUCUUUCCUACCGUGGCUGCAAAAGUAGUUAUUGAAGGUGGUAGUGUACUUACACUUCUGGACCCUAGGUUAGAGGGAAAUGCUGACGUUGAGGAGAUUACUGAAAUGAUAAAAGUUGCUUCUUGGUGUGUCCAAGAUGAUGAAACUCAGAGGCCAACCAUGCGUCAGGCAGUUCAAAUUCUUGAGGGGAUCUUGGAUGUGAAUUUGCCACCAAUUCCACAUUCCAUCAAGUGUUUGUAGAUAACUAAGAGAAAUCGUUUUUUCUACACUGAUCCUAGCUCCACCCAAGUUCACAGGUAAAGUACAAGGUAUGGUCUCAACAACUUCUCAGGCCAAAAGCAAUAUCUCAUCAGCUAGCUUUAAGUCUUCGGUAGAAUAUUAGGAUGGCUAAGUGUCUCUCUUGAUAUUUGUUACUGAUAGAAAAAAUAUACCGCCUUUUAUUUUAUUGUGAUGUAUGGUGUGAAUAAAUAAGCUUCUCUUUCCAAGUGGGUGUUACUAUAUUCAAUCAAAAACUGUUAUCUUAUAACUUUGUUGUACUCAUUAAUAUUAUAUAGAGGGGUGGUUUGUCGGUAAUUUGACUUGUCUAAAGUGAUAGAGUUCUUUAAUUACAAUAAACUUUCUACAAUUACAUUUCGUCAUAAACAAUAGUAACACAACGAGCAAACACUAGAUGCUGAAAAUAAAAUUGGCAGUGACUAAUUAAAGAUCAGAGAAGAGAAGAUUGUUGAGCCUAAAAAGAAAUUACAUCAGUCAUAUUAGUGUAGUAAUUCAAUGAGCUAAUGAUAUUUCCUUUAAAACGAAAUUACAACUGCUAACCAUUUUACUCAACAUCAUCAUCAUCUGCAGACAAUGAGUUCAAGGUGAUGCAAGGUAUGGUCCCUUCCAGCUAGUGCAAGAUGAGAGUGGUGUUUUCCCAAGUUCAGUUCCAUACUUAGCUAUCAUGAAAAAAUUGACACAAGUUCUUUUACUAUAUAUUAAUCUAUUAUUAUAGCAUUUAUAGAACAAACUGAAUAUGUCACCAACUAUUUCUUUUCAAGCCAACAGUACUACUACAACAAUCCAAUAUUUGUUUGUGAAAUUUUCACUCAUGAAAUUUCCACAUCUAAAUUUCAUCUCAUAAUCUAUUGUGGGCCACCAAAAUACAAUCUUAGUUAAAUUUUCACAUAUGCAAUUUCCACACCUAAAUUUCAUGUAUCAACCUUGGUAAGGGAAUUUGUGUUAUAUCUAGGACAGCAGCCAAUAAUCCCUCCCUAUAUAAACUAGAUCAUUCACCUGAAAUUAAUUUUCAUAAAAUCUUCAUUUCUAUAUUCUUUCAAACUCAAUGUAGCAAAUUGCACCAAUUUUAAAUUAUAAAUACAUAGUUU
Cicer arietinum (chickpea) is the source of this 3646-nucleotide messenger RNA. Its product is annotated as G-type lectin S-receptor-like serine/threonine-protein kinase At2g19130. Gene Ontology annotation, biological process: protein phosphorylation; recognition of pollen. The record is from RefSeq and is a predicted model, not a curated record. Gene Ontology annotation, molecular function: ATP binding; protein serine/threonine kinase activity. Lineage: Eukaryota; Viridiplantae; Streptophyta; Magnoliopsida; Fabales; Fabaceae.